This is a messenger RNA of Dicrocoelium dendriticum, 624 nucleotides long. Lineage: Eukaryota; Metazoa; Platyhelminthes; Trematoda; Plagiorchiida; Dicrocoeliidae. The record is from the annotation of a GenBank genome assembly.
AAAUGGCUUAGUACUGAACCGGCAAUAGUUGAUGAAGCCAGUCAAUGAUGUAAAAGAGUCGCUGAGUCGAAUGAUAAUGAUGCGGGUGAGUAACCACAUUGUUAAUAGAGGCCGGCUUUUUCUAUUAUGUUGUCCGGCUCGCAACCCGUGUUCAGCUAUCCAUGCUGGACUUGUCAUAGGGACGGUGAGUGCAGUUGUUUCUUGUGUCUGAAUAUGUCCAAAACAGGAAUAAAUGCUAUUCUCCGCGAAGUGGACAAGUAUUUCCUUCAAAUGAAAAAUCAUCGGAAAAGCCGCUUAUGCGCGCGCAGUGCUGUCCGUGAAAUGACAUCAGAAAAGCUCCAGGUGACUGGAGAAUCGGAAUGUUUGAGGCAGUGAAUGUAAUCACGCCAGAAUUGUCAGUCUCCGGUUGUGGAACAGUGGAUCCAUGUAAUGUGAGUACGAGGCGAGCUAAACCCAUUUGUUUAGACCCCGUGGUGGUAGCUUCUCCAGAAUGGCGGAAAGAGCUCCAUUUGGAACGAUGUGUGGGUUCUUCAUCUCCCGGAGUAAAGAACAAGCAUGUAAUCCAGCUGGCUAUUGAAAGUGGGUCGACUAUUCCCAGUGGAUAAACCUUCUUGUUUUGGCGGA